Molecule: messenger RNA, 787 nt
Organism: Actinia tenebrosa (Australian red waratah sea anemone)
Lineage: Eukaryota; Metazoa; Cnidaria; Anthozoa; Actiniaria; Actiniidae
Cellular component (GO): extracellular matrix
Molecular function (GO): protein binding
Source: RefSeq, a predicted model, not a curated record
UAAACACAAUAAAAUUGAAACGGUUCGACCAGGCUUGUUCAAACUGCAUACUCUACGAGUUUUAGUAUUGGAUUUUAAUGAAGUAACGACUCUAUACAAUGGUGCAUUUAACAAUACAAAACUGCUUAUCUAUCUGUACUUAAAAGGAAACCAGUUAAAAGAAAUUCAAUCACGAGCCUUCGAAGGACUACAAAUAUUACAAUCGCUUCAUUUUACCAAGAGUGGACUAAAAAGAAUAGGAGAGACCUCGUUUCAAGGCACUCCCGACGUAUCAAACCUAAUGCUAGAUGGCAACUACAUCGAAACCCUGGAACCAGGAACAUUCAAUGGCUUGUCAAAUCUAUAUUAUUUGUCUAUCGCAAAUAAUAUGAUAACUGGAUUACCAGGAAGUAUCUUCAACGGCUCCAAAAAUGUUGAAUACAUAUUCAUUCAAAAYAACAAACUGCAUGCCAUUGAGCAGGGAACAUUUGAAGAAAUGGGGAAGCUGAGAGAACUGAAUCUGUCAUAUAAUCAGCUUGAAUGGAUCAAAGGCUAUGAAUUUCUGACGCUGCAUUCACUUACAUAUCUAGACCUUAACAAGAACAAAAUCAAAUAUAUUGAACCAGGAUCUUUCAAAGAUUUACAGGCCUUGAUAGAUCUGUAUCUUAAUAAUAACAACUUAACCGUGUUACCAGAUGGUCUUUUUACAAAAAUGAAAAAAUUGAGGGGAUUGUAUAUUUCCGAGAGCAAUGUUAAAAAAGUGGUACCUGGAGCGCUCGGUGAGCUGACAGCAUUAAAAUAUCUGUGA